Fukomys damarensis (Damara mole-rat) is the source of this 5263-nucleotide messenger RNA. It is a transcript of the gene Arhgef10, whose product is annotated as Rho guanine nucleotide exchange factor 10. Gene Ontology annotation, molecular function: guanyl-nucleotide exchange factor activity; protein binding. NCBI's taxonomy places the organism in Eukaryota, Metazoa, Chordata, Mammalia, Rodentia, Bathyergidae. The transcript is spliced from 30 exons. The record is from RefSeq and is a predicted model, not a curated record. Gene Ontology annotation, cellular component: centrosome. Bases 307 to 4365 code for a protein of 1352 amino acids. Gene Ontology annotation, biological process: actin cytoskeleton organization; positive regulation of stress fiber assembly; mitotic spindle assembly.
GGCGGGGCCGGACGCCUCGAAGUCUGGGGCGGGCUGGGGUCGCGGGACGCCUGGCUGGUGCGGAUACAGGAUGCGCGGAGACUUCAGAAAGGGAGCAGCCUUUUUCUGAAGGAGAAAAAUGCCACGGGUAUUGUGAGUGGAGGUUGGAAGCGCUCCCUGCAGCUGGCCCAGGCCUGGAGACCUCGGACUAGGAGAGAUGGCAAACAAGUAGAAUUUAAGGCGCCCCGUGGUGAGUGACAGUGCCCACUCUGGACGUGACGGGCAGUAGUUCCUGAAAGAGCCCUGUGCAGAGGCUGAGGCCUGAGCAUGGACCCGGGAGAGGCACCUCGGCUCACCUUGGCUCCUGCAGAAAACGAAGUGAGAUGUGACACUAAUAACAACGAGGAGGGAGAGGGAGAGCAGUUCGACUUCGACAGUGGGGAUGAAGUCCCAGAAGCGGAUCGACAACCCCCGUCUGGCCUGGGGGCUGCGGCCGAAGCAGUGGGUGCAGCCUUGGGGCCUUCUGGCACCUCUCCUGAGGAGGGGGAUGACCAGGGACCUGGGGCAGAAGCCUUCGAAGGGGCAGAACCGGCCAGGCUUGCAGUCCCGACGAAGGUGAACCCAUACUCCGUCAUUGACAUCACGCCGCUGCAGGAGGACGCACUGCCACCCCCAGAGCUGCCCACUGAGGAGGACGGUGUGGGUCUGCACGUGCCCAGCGGAUACUCAGUGCCCGUUCCCUGCGGCUACGCUGUCCCCUCCAGCCUGCCUGUGCUGCUGCCUGCCUACUCAAGCCCUGUCAUCAUCCGCACCGAGUCUGUGGACGAAGAAGAAACACCGGAAGUUGUGGAUGACCACCAGUUCAACUCCCUGAGCUCUGAGGACCCUCUGCACAGUGGUGAUCAAAGCAUCAGGGAAGGCAGUGCCCUUGCCCGGUGGGCAGCGGAUCCGGCCAACACAGCGUGGAUGGAAAACCCGGAAGAAGCCAUUUAUGACGAUGUCCCCAGGGAAAACUCAGACUCUGAGCCAGAGGAAAUGAUUUAUGAUGACGUUGAGAACGGAGAGCACGGUGGGAAUAGCUCUGUGGAGUAUGGGUGGAGCUCAAGUGAGUUUGAGAGCUACGAAGAGCAGAGCGACUCGGAAUGCAGGAGCGGCGUUCCACGGUCCUUCCUGCGCAGCAGCCACAAGAAGCAACUCUCUCAUGACCUAACCCGCUUAAAGGCGCACUGUGAGGAAAAGAUGAGAGACUUGGUGGCCAGCACGGUGGGAGCCGUGGAGGUACAGCAGCUAACGCGCAGGCAGGAGCAGAAGAUGCAGAAGCUCAUGAAGGCGGCCAAGGAGGGCACCAAGGACGGGUUGGAGCGGACCAAGGCCGCCGUGAAGAGAGGCCGUUCCUUCAUCAGGACCAAGUCCUUCAUCUCCCCAGACCACAGAUCUUGUCUCGAAGAGGAGCAGAGCUUGUUCAUUGAUGUGGACUGCAAGCAUCCGGAGGCAGUGCUGACGCCGAUGCCUGAGGGGCUGUCUCAGCAGCAGGUUGUAAGAAGAUAUAUUCUGGGUUCCAUUGUUGAAAGUGAAAAAAACUACGUAGAUGCUCUUAAGAGGAUUUUGGAGCAAUAUGAGAGGCCCCUGUCUGAGAUGGAGCCACGGUUCCUGAGCGAGAGGAAGCUGAAGAUGGUGUUCUACCGCAUCAAGGAGAUCUUGCAGUGCCACUCCAUGUUCCAGAUUGCGCUGGCCAGUCGUGUGGCCGAGUGGGACUCUGUGGAGACCAUUGGCGAUGUCUUUGUGGCUUCGUUUUCUAAGUCCAUGGUGCUGGAUGCGUACAGCGAGUAUGUGAACAACUUCAGCACUGCUGUGGCCGUCCUCAAGAAAACGUGUGCCACAAAACCCGCUUUUCUCGAGUUCUUAAAGCAGAGCCAGGAGGCCAGUCCCGACCGCGUCACGCUCUACAGCCUGAUGAUGAAGCCCAUCCAGCGGUUCCCACAGUUCAUCCUCCUGCUCCAGGACAUGCUGAAGAACACCCCCCAAGGACACCCUGACAGGCUGCCGCUUCAGAUGGCUCUGACAGAGCUCGAAAUCUUGGCAGAGAAGUUAAACGAAAGGAAAAGAGAUGCCGAUCAGCGCUGUGAAAUCAAACACAUUGCGAAAGCCAUCAACGAAAGAUAUCUGAACAAGCUCCUCAGCAGCGGGAACCGGUACCUGGUCCGCUCUGACGACGUGGUGGAGACGGUGUACAAUGAGCGGGGUGAGGUCACCAAGACCAAGGAGCGCCGGCUGCUCAUGCUGAACGACGUGCUUGUGUGCGCCACUGUCAGCUCCCGCCCCUCACAGGAGAGCCACGCGGGAGCUAGCCAGCGGUACCUGCUCAAGUGGAGUGUUCCCCUGAGCCAUGUGGAGGUGAUCGAGUACGGCAAUGGCCCCGGCAUAGGGGAGCACAGCCGGCACCCUGCUGCGUACCCACCCGAGAGCCUGGCUGUGUCUGCUAAUGCCAAGCCAUACAAAGCCUACCUGGGGCCCGGGCAGCUUUACCAAGAUCUGCAGAACCUGCUGCACGACCUGAAUGUCGUGGGCCAGAUCACCCAGCUGAUAGGGAGCCUCAGAGGGAACUACCAGAACUUGAAUCAGUCAGUAGCCCAUGACUGGACUUCAGGCUUACAGAGCUUGAUUGUGAAAAAGGAAGAUGAGAUCAGAGCAGCCGACCGCUGCAGAAUUCAGUUACAGCUGCCCGGGAAGCAGGACAAGUCGGGGCGGCCGACUUUCUUCACAGCCGUGUUCAGUACGUUCACACCUGCCAUCAAAGAGGCCUGGACCAGCAACCUGCAGAUGGCCAAGCUCGCCCUGGAGGAGGACAACCAUCUGGGCUGGUUCUGUGUGGACGACGACGGGAGUCAGACCAAGAAGGACACGCACCCGCUCCUGGUGGGACACAUGCCCGUGAUGGUGGCCAGGCAGCCCGAGUUCAAGGUCGAAUGUGCUGCUUACAACCCCGAGCCUUACCUAAAUAAUGAGAGCCAGCCAGAUUCGCUUUCCAUGGCACGUGGCUUCCUGUGGAUUGGGAGCUGUAGCAGCCAGAUGGGUCAGAUUGCCAUCGUCUCCUUCCAAAGUUCCAGCCCCAAAGUCAUCGAGUGCUUCAACGUGGAGUCACGCAUCCUGUGCAUGGUGUACGUGCCCGGCCAGCAGCAGCACCGAGAGCCUGGCGCGGGCUUGGAUGCCAAGCCCAUGGCCACCCAUGCCUCCGAUGUGCCCACCAUCUGCCUGGGCACAGAGGAGGGAAGCAUUUCCAUUUACAAAAGCAGCCAAGGCUCAAAGAAAGUGAGGCUGCAGCACUUCUUCACCCCUGAGAAGUCCACAGUCAUGAGCCUCGCCUGGUCGCCACGCGGCCUGUACGCCGGUCUGGUCAACGGCUCGGUGGCCAGCUACACCAAGGCCGCAGAUGGAUCCUGGAAUGUGGAACCACAAAAAGUCCUAAAGCUGGGCGUCCUUCCGGUUAGGAGUCUCCUGGUGAUGGAGGACACUUUGUGGGCGGCGUCUGGAGGCCAAGUGUCCGUCAUCGGUGCUGAGACACAUGCCAUCCAGAGCCAGCUGGAGGCCCACCAGGAGGAAGGCAUGGUCAUCUCCCACAUGGCUGUGGCCGGUGUUGGGCUCUGGGUUGCCUUCACCACGGGAUCCACCCUCCGCCUCUUCCACACGGAAACACUAAAGCACCUUCAGGACGUUAACAUCGCCGCCCCUGUGCAUGGCAUGCUUCCAGGCCACCAGCGGCUCUCUGUGACCAGCCUGCUCGUCUGCCACGGCUUGCUGUUGGUCGGCACCAGUCUGGGGGUUGUCGUGGCCCUGCCAGUCCCUCGUCUGCAAGGAAUCCCCAAGGUGACCGGAAGAGGCAUGGUCUCCUACCACGCACACAAUGGCCCCGUCAAGUUCAUUGUUCUGGCCACCGCCUCACACAAGGACAAGGACAAGGCCAGGGACAGCCCGCUCCCUGGCCCUGAGCCCCUGGAUGAGGAGCAGAAGGUCCAGCCCUCUGGGGAGGUGGCCGCCUCGUGCCCUGGCCAGGAGGACUCUGACACAGCCGUUUGGUUGGGGGAUUGGCCAGGGCCAGGGCCACAGAAGAGCGACCUGUCAUCAUCAUCAGGGUCGCUGAGCUUGUCCCACGGCUCUAGCUCGCUGGAGCACAGGGCUGAGGACAGCAGUGCCUGCGACUUCCUCAGGGACCCUGCUAGCCCUGUGCAGAGCAGGGCGCGGCCAUCCCGCAGGGCCAAGGCCAGCUCGGCGCUGGUGGUGUGCGGGGGCCAGGGCCACCGGCGUGUGCAUAGGAAGGCACGGCCGCCGCCCCCAGAGGAGGUGGUGUCUUCCGUGAUGGUCUGGCAGAUCCCGCUGCUGAGUGCAUAGGGGACGCUGCGUCCACACCGUGUUAGGGAGGGAAUGUGCAAUACGCCACUGGGCGGCCUGCCUGCUGACUACCCUGUCCACACCGCAGCACUGGCCCAGGUGCCAGGAGGGCAGAGCCUGCAGGGUCUGGUCCCUGAUGUGUCCGUGACAGUGCCGUGCUCUUCCUGAAGCCUGUACUGGUGUCCGUUCACCCGGAGACUAUGGAGGACGCUGCGUUGGUAACAGCCCUCUGAUUCACCACCGUAGUCAUAAACUCCGGGGUCCCUGGGGACAGUCGAGAGCCAGGUCACAGGCACCUGUCCCGGACGCAGCGCUGUGUCCUGCGUCUACUUUGUAUCCUAACAAAGCACUAUUUUCCUGUUAAAAAUUAACAGCCACAUUGUAGUCACUGUGGUACCAACGGCCGUUCACAUAUAAUCUGUGCUUUGAACCACAUGGCUCAGUACCCCCCAGCACUGAGCCCCAAGUGACCCGGCCACAGGGUGCUUCCUGUCCCCUGCACCCCGUGGGGGCAUCGCGUCAGACUCCCGUAGGUCUGGAGCAGGGUCCACUCUGACAGCCAUGCGGCCCCCCCGUGGACCAGCCCUCCCAGGCUACUUGGUGUGUGGACGCCCCCCGUGGCACACGCAGCUUGCACACAGGCCGGGGCUGUGGCGCUGGCCGGUGUGAACCCUGAGCGGCUGUGCCGGAGCUGCUUCAUCUCGUGUUCGUGCCUGGGUGAGGGGGACAGAAGCCGACUGCGAGCAGCGCCGGGAAUGUUCCUCAGCACCGUGCGGGCGACUGAAAAUCCCAGUUUUACCACAGCCAAAUAUUUGUUGAGUUGUAUAUAUGCCCCAAACUCUCUUCACUCUUAGCUGCUCUCUUAUUGCAUAAAUAAAGUCAUUUUUAUUUAAAAACA